Anoplopoma fimbria (sablefish) is the source of this 983-nucleotide messenger RNA. RefSeq names its product sialoadhesin-like. The record is from RefSeq and is a predicted model, not a curated record. NCBI's taxonomy places the organism in Eukaryota, Metazoa, Chordata, Actinopteri, Perciformes, Anoplopomatidae.
UCUCCUGUGCUGUAAAAGGCCUGGAGGAUCUGCACUCUGCUGAAGUCUGUGUUUAUGAUGAGAACUGUUGGAGUGGGAAUUAUGUCAGCAGGAGAAUCUGUGCUCUGGAAGGUUCUUCAGUCAACAUCUCUAGUGAAUAUUCUUAUCCCAACUAUCAACCAACGUCUAAAUUAUGGCUGAAAAUAAAGAGAAGAGUGAAGGAAGACGUUAAAGAGCCACUUAAAGCUGAAGGUCGUGUGAAGUAUCAUGACAACAUGAAGAACCAACACAUCCUGACAAUCAGUAACCUGAAGAAGGAUGACUCAGCAGAAUACACAUUCACACUCCUAGAUGACCAUAGAUGGGUAUGGUCUGAUUCACCUGGAGUCACUCUGGUUGUCACAGGCCUGAAAGUGGAGUUGAGUCCUUCUGCAGUGGUGACAGAGGACCAGAGAGUCACACUGACCUGCAGUACCAGCUGUCCUCUGACUGACAACACAAACUACAUCUGGUUCUUCAACAGUCGACCUCUGACCCCGACAGAGAACCACAACAAACACCUGGUUCUGGACCCGGUCAGCAGUCAGCAUGCAGGAAACUACUCCUGUGCUGUCAGAAGCCACAACAACAUCAGCUCUCAUGUAAAGACUCUCACUGUCCAGAGUAAAAGAGGACAAUGGACACCAGCAGCAGCUGCAGGAGUCCGUGCUGCUCUCCUGGUUAUAAUACCCCUCUCUGUCUUCUGCUGGAUCAGAAAGAAGAGGACUUCAGGUCAACCUCCAACAACUGAAACCUACGUCAACAUGGAGCAGUUAAACCCUGGUCCUGUGUAUGAGGAGGUCUCAGCUCCACUAACAGAUUAGAAUCAUCUGGUCUACAGCAGAGUCCGGCCACAUCCAGAUCCAGAACCGGAUCAUGUGCUCUACGCUGCUGUGAACUUCAGACCCAACAGGACCACUGAGUGAACAUCUGUUGUCUUUACUGAUGAGUCCCUCUACUUUGUC